GGUUAGAACGCUAGAAGGUUGAGCGAGAAGCGGUCAGUGACAGAUGAAGAGACAGAGAGAGCUCUCAAAAUGGGAGAACAAGCGGGGUUAAAGAGUAACAAGUAAGUGACACGGUACUUGUGAGUUACUGUGCCGGUACAUGUGUUUGGAGGCUCGCGGGAUGCAGCUGCAGAGGUGAUGCGCGGCUGCUCGAGCGAACAGGAACGCUCACUCUCGGUCUCUCGCCACGGCUGUUUAAGCAUGUCCACAGAUGACAGCAUCUCUGAGGACGUUUCCAGCUCUGUGGCCUUGAGCCACGAUCAGAUCAGUGCCAAUGGCGGGAAGGAGAGCGAGGCGUCCAUCGUCUCCUCUGAGGACACCGUAUCGGGACUCCCCGAAGAGGAGCGCUCCGCGUCCCGCCCCGAGGGCUUCCUUCAGACCACAGAAGGGGAAAACAGACCCUCCACCACACCAGCAUGCAACAUUACUAACAAAAUAAGGAAUCUGUGUCUUCGUACCGAGGAGGAGUUCAGCUCAGGGAGAAGUUUGCCCUUCAUCAACCCCAGCUCCUUAGAGACGCUCAGAGCCCUGGUCCAGGAGAUCCAGAGCAGCGGCGAGACCGACCCUGAGAUCUGGAAGAACUGUGAGGUGCGCAGAUGCCCGAGACCACGCUGUCCGUUCCCUCAUGCCGUCACGGCCCAGGUUUCUGGGCCAUCGUCUGGGGUCUCCCAUAGGAGUCGAGACCGCAGCAGCCACGCUCAGGGCUGUGGAGAACAUCCCACAAUGCAGCUGAUCCCUGACAUCACAAAUGAGAUCAUUUAGAAGUGUCUCGAGGGCUUUAAAGUUGGCAUGAUUUUAAA
Sinocyclocheilus grahami is the source of this 839-nucleotide messenger RNA. RefSeq lists its product as uncharacterized. The record is from RefSeq and is a predicted model, not a curated record. Gene Ontology annotation, cellular component: centriole. The transcript has 3 exons. NCBI's taxonomy places the organism in Eukaryota, Metazoa, Chordata, Actinopteri, Cypriniformes, Cyprinidae. The coding region runs from base 178 to 801 and encodes 207 amino acids.